AGGAGGGGAAAGAGAUAAAAAGAGGGGAGAUGAGAGAGAGAGAGGAGGAAGAGAAGAGUGAGAAUGACAUGUGAGGCACACAUGGGCCCCCACCAUUUUUAAAUUAUUCAUUUUAAGUAUAAUUGGCAUGUGGGCCUACGAUUUCUAUUAUUUCCAAAUCAAAUUGCCCCACUAUUUUUAAAUUAUUCUUUUUAGUAUAAUUGACAUGUGGGCCCACGAUUUCUAUUAUUUCCAAAUCAAAUUGUCACAUAAGCGUCAUGUCAAUGCCACGUCAGAUGAUGACCGAGUCAAAUUAGCCACGUAGACGCCACAUCAGCUGAAACCGACGUCCAAACUGUAUACUUUGUUUUAAACUGAUUUUUAUAGUUGAUGGACCCAUUGUAUUUGGUUUUUCAGUUAAAGAACGAAAAUCAAAUCGGAUUUGUUGAGAAGUUAAAAAGGACCUGAGAUGAACUUAACUCUUUGAAAUACGUUGAAUGAGCUAGCCUGGCCUGGCAGGCUCUAACUGCGCGAAUUCCCUCCUCUGAUGGGCCACAUGGCGAGUCAGGUCCCAUCCAAGUCAGUCCGGACCGGGUACACGCAGCCCAGCCCGUAUGGCCCGACGAGAGCUCGCAGUUCAGGACGUCAUCGGCGAGAAACCCUUUCCCCCACACACACACAAGCCACCCAGAGAAGCAGAGCUCGACGACGCCGCCGCCGCCGCCACCGCCCUCCUCCAGACUCCAGUCCUCCCCCCGUCCUCCAUCCUCGUCCGUCUGAGCGGAGCAAUGGCGGGAGGCGACGCGCCGCAGCAUAAGCCAAUCGAGUGCCCGAAAUGCCACGGGGUGUUCAACACCCGGCGCGAGUUCGUGAAUCAUAAGUGCUCCAACACUCGUCUAUUCAUGCUCGCCCAGGCCAAGAAGGCCGCUAAGAAAGCAGUCCUGAAGCAGGUAAACCAUCCCCCACCCUAAAUCCCCUCUCCUAUCCAAACGGUCUUUACUGCCCCUCCAAAUCGUCUGACGAUUAAGAUGUCCAAUCGAUCGAUGAAACAAUUUGCGAUCUAACGUUGUGAACUAUGGAUGCUGGCAUCCACCUGCAUUUACAACCCCCUUUCAUGCAUUUUAUUAACUUGCUGUAAGCAUCAUGGAGGCUAU
Molecule: messenger RNA, 1133 nt
Organism: Oryza sativa Japonica Group (Japanese rice)
Lineage: Eukaryota; Viridiplantae; Streptophyta; Magnoliopsida; Poales; Poaceae
Source: RefSeq, a predicted model, not a curated record